AUGCGCUUCACUUCCAUCAUCGUCACCGGCGCUCUCGCCGUUCUGGCCGCCGCCCAGUCUACCACCACCACCACCUCCGCUUCCGCUGCCUCCUCCGCGCAAGCUGUUAUCGAGAAGUGCCUCUCGGGUUGCCCCGCCACCGAUGUGAAUUGCCAGGCCAAGUGUAUCUCUGUCCCCAACCCCAACGAGGACGCGGUCAACAAGACCACCGCUUGUGUCGCCAAGUGUGACCAGGGCGACGGAUCAGCCGCUGCCACGGAGAAGUACGCCCAAUGCACCCAGAGCUGUAUUGCUCAGUACUACUGGAGCAGCGGUUCUACCCCUGCUGCUACCGCUGGCUCUGGAUCUGGCUCUGGCUCUGGCUCUGGCUCAAGUGGUAGCGCGACUGCUGCCACUGCUACCGGUUCCGCUGCCGCCUCCGGCACUGCUACCCGGGCUUCCGGCUCUUCAGCCGCCACCGGUACCGAGGCUGCCUCCAGCGGAACGUCUACUCCCAACGCUGCUCCCGCUCUCGUCGGCUCUGCUUCGUUCGGUGUUAUUGGUCUCAUCGGCGCUCUCCUUCUCUAA
Colletotrichum orchidophilum is the source of this 567-nucleotide messenger RNA. RefSeq lists its product as uncharacterized. The record is from RefSeq and is a predicted model, not a curated record. Bases 1 to 567 code for a protein of 188 amino acids. The transcript is spliced from 2 exons. Lineage: Eukaryota; Fungi; Ascomycota; Sordariomycetes; Glomerellales; Glomerellaceae.